UCGUUCAAGGCAUACGGACUCGCGAUUUCGCCUCAUCGUUGAAAGAAAAAAAUCAUCACAAGACAAGUGCUUAUUGGAAGAGAAACUUUUAGCCACAAUCGGCCUGGAAAGCGGGAACUUCUGAUUGUUUUUGGAUUUAGUUACUUUUACCCAAUAUCGGUUAGUGGUUCGAUUUCGACGAAAGAGUUUUUAAAAAGGGAAGCGGUGCAUCAGUGCGUUUCUUAGGAUUUCACGAGCGGGAGAAAGUAACUCGUUAAACGUCACCACAAUGGACAGCAAAAACCAACCCUAUCCGAAUGCUCCCGGAUUUGUUCCGAUGGCCAACCAUCAGACGCAGCCUCAGCCAAUGGCAGGUGGCUAUCCACAUCCUGGUCAGCAGCCGCAGCAGUUCAGUUACGCCCAUCCGCCCCCACCGCCCCCGUACGAUGCCAAUGCCAAUAUGAUUCCACCCCAGCAGGGCGGCACCACCACCUAUGUACAAACUAUCGUCGCGGCCCCAAACGUCGGACCAGAUCCAGCUUCGAUCUCCUGCCCUUCUUGCAACAAACACAUUAUCACCCGACUGGACUAUGAAACCUCCACGAAAACGCACAUAAUGGCCGGUCUGCUGUGCCUGUUUAUCUGCUGGCCAUGCUUCUGGAUUCCGUAUGUUGUUGAUUCCUGCAAAAAUGCCAACCACUACUGCCCCAACUGUGGAGCCUAUAUUGGAACCUAUCGAGGCUAGAAAUGGGAAUUCUAGUUAGCCAUCAACCAACGCAUCGCAAAAGAUCCCUGGCCACUUCCGUUGAUUUCGUUCGUUUUUUGGAUGGAGGGGUUUCCUCCCUCUGUUACCAGAUCAUGCGUCGAGCAAUCAUAUCAAAUCGAGAACUACCUACCUACAUUACAUACACCUAUCUAAAAACUAAAUUAUAUUUUUAACCAACGAAAGAGAUACAGAACAUGGUUUUGAGAAGAAGAGAAGAGGAAGCAGUUCAUUUUUUAUACAAAAUGCUAGUCCCAUUUAUAUGUUAGAGAUACUUAUGAAAAUAUAUUCUGCUUGAAAUAAAAAUUGAA
Molecule: messenger RNA, 1053 nt
Organism: Uranotaenia lowii
Lineage: Eukaryota; Metazoa; Arthropoda; Insecta; Diptera; Culicidae
Product: lipopolysaccharide-induced tumor necrosis factor-alpha factor homolog
Exons: 4
Coding region: 269-724 (151 amino acids)
Molecular function (GO): zinc ion binding
Source: RefSeq, a predicted model, not a curated record